GGGGGCGGGGCCGGGGCAGGGGCGGGGCUAGAGCCGCUGCCGGGGCCGCAGCGGAGCAGCGCCAUGGCUCCCGCGCUGGGGCUGGGGCUGCUCCUGGGGCUGCUGGGGGACCUGGGGGGCGCGGCCAAAGUUCUCCACUCCCUGCAUUACCUGCAAGUGGCGGUGUCAGAGCCCAGCCCGGGGGUCCCCCAGUUCACGUCCAUUGGGUACCUGGAUGGGAUCCCCUUCACGCGCUACGACAGUGAGCGGGGCCGGGCGGAGCCACUGACACAGUGGAUAAAGGAUGGAGUUGAGCCGGGAUAUUGGGAGAGGCAGAGCCAACUCUAUGCGAGGAACCAGCACGUGAAUGCCAGGAACCUGGGGAUACUGCGGGAGCGAUACAACCAGAGCGGGGGUCUCCACACAUUGUUGCGAGGUAUUGGCUGUGACCUCCUGUCCGACGGGAGCAUCCGUGGAUCCUACCAGGUCGGCUACGACGGGCGGGAUCAUAUCUCCUUUGACCUGGGAUCCGGGAGAUUGGUGCCGGCCGACAGCACUGCCGAGAUCACCAGGAGACGCUUGGAACAGGAAGAGGUGGCUGAGCAUUGGAUGAAUUACCUGAAGCACGAAUGCCCGGAAUGGCUCCGGAAAUACGUCGGAUAUGGGCAGAAGGAGCUGGAGCGCAAAGAGCCCCCUGAUGUCCACGUGUCUGGAAGAGAGGAACACGGGGCGCUGAUCCUGUCCUGCCACGCGUACGGAUUCUACCCCAGCACCAUCACAGUCAGCUGGAUGAAGGGGGGGGAUACCUUGGAUCAGGAGACGCAGUGGGGCGGGAUCGUUCCCAACAGCGACGGCACCUUCCACACCUGGGCCAGGAUCGAGGCGCUGCCGGAGGAGCGGGAGCAGUACCGGUGCAGGGUGGAGCAUCCCGGAAUGCUGGAGCCCGGGAUCUUCGCUUGGGAGCCAUCUGGCGGGAAUCUCACCGUGGUGGUCGCUGUGUCCGUCAUGGCUGCCAUCCUCAUCGUCGUUGCCCUCAUUGGAUUCGGUGUCUGGAAGCUCCAAUCCGGGAGGAGGGACAGGAAUGGAUACAACCCGGCAGCCGGGAAGGACAUGGGAACCACUGGCACAGGAAUCACCGCCUGAGCAAUCCACAGAGCUGGAUCCAGCCCCUUCCCUCUUCCCAGGAAAGCUGAGAGCUGCCAGCAGAGCUCAUCCCGCUGCUCCCACUCACACCACAGCUCUUGCUAGUGGAUCAGUUUCCUGUUUUCCAAUGUUUUAAAGGCAAGAAGCACAAAU
Molecule: messenger RNA, 1275 nt
Organism: Motacilla alba alba
Lineage: Eukaryota; Metazoa; Chordata; Aves; Passeriformes; Motacillidae
Product: class I histocompatibility antigen, F10 alpha chain-like
Exons: 8
Coding region: 64-1122 (352 amino acids)
Biological process (GO): immune response
Cellular component (GO): external side of plasma membrane
Source: RefSeq, a predicted model, not a curated record